GAUGGAGGCGGUGGCUCUCUUCUCCUUCGCAGCAUCAGAAGCAGACGAGAUCAGUUUUCAGAAAGGUGAUAUCGUCAAAGUGACAGAAAUGGAGGAUGAUUCCUGCUGGGUCACAGCAGAGAUCCAGGGGAAGCGUGGCUACGUGCCAGAGAACUACAUUUCCCUCCUUCCUUAUCCGUGGUUUGCAGGACGGGUGUCAAGACUCGAGGCUGAGAAGCGUCUUCAGUGGCAGGACACUGGAGUUUUCCUGGUGAGGGAGAGCGAAUCAGCUCCUGGAGAGUUUUCUGUCUCUGUUAGCUACGGUGAGAGGGUGGAGCAUUUCCGGGUGCUGGAGGGCAGCGGUCAGUACUGCAUCUGGGACGAGUCCUUUCGCUCCCUCAACCGGUUGGUGGAUUUCUACAGAACUCACAGCAUCGCCACGGAGAAAGUGGUCUUCCUCAGAGACCCUCCUGCAUCCCCCCACCUGCUGUCCCACCCUGAACGUAACCCGUACCCCAACCCUUAUAAGAGCAGCUCUCAGGAGUCCCUCCCCUCGGCCCGCCUCUACUCUCAGCCCCCUCCCCCAGAGAGAGAGACCUCCCGUCGUCUGCCUGAACCGGUUGCGGGGAAACCCCGUCUGGCUCACGCGCUCUGCGACUACACCCCCCCUCAGACCGCCCAUCUCCACUUCCUGCGUGGUGACGUCAUCGACCUGCUGGACUGCUCGAGCUCUCUGGCCUGGAGAGGGCGCUGUCGAGGCCGAGUAGGAAUAUUUCCACCGGAAUACGUCCAGCCGCUGUACCACUGACGACAUAUCAAACUGGAGUGACUUAUUAGGCUAAUAAUUGAUCAAUGCACCGGCAGAUAAUUAAUUGAACCCAAUUUUCAAUAUUGGUUUGAAGGGCCUCAAGGUGUAUUUUCUCAAUCAGCUUACAGUUUGUGUUAUUUCACAUGAGAAAUUCGGUAUUUAACAAUAAUCAUAAAUACUGAAAGUGGAACUUUUGGUUUUGGGAAUAUCUACUGCAUAUGUGAAACUAGUUGUAUAAAGCCUUUUGUGGCCCCAGAGAGAGCUGUGCAAAAGCUGCUAAAUUUCCUCAAGUGAUGUCACUCGAGUCAGCGUCAGGCUGAGAAUUUUUUUACCAGACCUUUGUAGCUCGCUCCUCAUCUCUGCCUGAGGCUGGCGGCGGAGCAUAGCCCAAAAUAGCAUUUUGGGUAAUGUAUGCGCCAGGUUUUGACAAAGAAGAAGAAUACGUCGAAUAAAAAAAGAAUAAAUAUCUUGCUCUGCUGCACUGACUUUGAUUCAGUCCAUUAAAAGUGCAAUGCUGAAUUUGUGCACUACUCCUUCAGGUGGUAUGAAGCAAAAAUGCCAAAUAUUUAUUGGUUCCUACCAUUUAAAUUUUAGGACUUGUUUCUUUUCUCUUUCCUAUAUCAUUAACAACUGAAUACCUUUGGGUUUUGGAGUGUUGAUUAAACACAACAGGCAACUCAAAGACGUCAUCUUCUGUGGGUUUUAUAUUAUUCUGACUUAUCAUUAACUAAAAAAGGAUUUGAUAGAUUAGUCAAUAAUGAAGAUACUCUUUGCGGCCCUACAGUGAACCGUUACAACUUGUCCUCUGAGUCCUAAUGACCUCC
Molecule: messenger RNA, 1611 nt
Organism: Anoplopoma fimbria (sablefish)
Lineage: Eukaryota; Metazoa; Chordata; Actinopteri; Perciformes; Anoplopomatidae
Product: GRB2-related adapter protein-like
Exons: 5
Coding region: 2-787 (261 amino acids)
Molecular function (GO): protein binding
Source: RefSeq, a predicted model, not a curated record